Molecule: messenger RNA, 2190 nt
Organism: Sinocyclocheilus rhinocerous
Lineage: Eukaryota; Metazoa; Chordata; Actinopteri; Cypriniformes; Cyprinidae
Product: coiled-coil domain-containing protein 181-like
Exons: 6
Coding region: 151-1644 (497 amino acids)
Molecular function (GO): microtubule binding
Source: RefSeq, a predicted model, not a curated record
AUUAGAGCGAGCUGCUCUCAAAUGUACAGGUGCGCGUAGAGACCAGAUCUCUUGAAUAAAUAGGCCGGCUAAUGAAUUACCAUUCAUUAUUUUUGCACUUAACGCGAGGCAACACCAUACUAAAGUUUUGGAGGAGAAAGUGAAGAGAAAAUGAGUGAUUCUGCAGUCCAGAACACUCCAGAUGAGUAUGAGGAUGACUUUGAGAAAGACCUGGACUGGCUAAUCAGUGAGGAGAGCAAGAGUGAGGAACAGGAUCCUGAUGAUGAUGACAUUGAAGCUCAGAUAGACAAAGAGCUUGAAGAAGAUGAGCAUAAAGAAGAUGUACACAAACACAAGGAAAUAGCUGAUGAAGAAGCGGAUGAAAGGUGGCCAACGCCCAUGGAGCCAUUAGAGGGUGCGUUAGAUCCUGACAGGGACGACCUUGUAACCUCUCCACAUUUACAGAACGACGAAGACCUCGAUGAAGAAAAGAAAUAUAUUUUGGAUAAGAUUCAAGAGGCUAACAAACAACUCCAGGACCAGGAUCCUCCAGACCAUAGCCGGCGCAGACGGCUGCAGUUUAAAGACACUCUGGUUGACCUGGUGGUGCCUGCACUAGAGUUUGACGCUCAAGAGAGCAAUGGUGCCUCCUAUAGGGACUUAGAGGAAGAGCAAGAGGUGUCCGGACAAAUGCAGAGACUGAAGAUCUCUCGGAAAGAGGAGAGCGGGAUUGGAGAACCUGAGGAUGAACAUAACGAGGGAGCGAAGGAAGGACGGGUUUUGGUUGAAAAAGAUGGAAAGUUUGAUCUGGUGAGUCUAAAGGAGGUGGAAAGUCAAGGAUUGCUUCCUCCCUUGCCGGUUUCUCACGGCGACAAUCAGCGAGCAUCUUCACGGCAAAGUGAGUCUGGUCUCCAUCUCGGCAAGAGUCCUGUCUCCUCACCGAGGCAAAAUUCUACCUCACCUUUUCCCCCUGGCACUGAGACUCUAUACAUCCCCAAACCUCCACCGAAGCACCGAAAUAGACCCAGUUCUGCCAGACCGUCCCAAAGGGGAGCAUGGGUUCAUGGCAACAAGCGCAGGGUCCAGUCUGCAAAUGGAGCUCCUUCACAUGCCACUUUCACUCUGUCACCACAGCAGAAAGAAUUACUGGCCAAACUUCAGCAGCAGAGAGAGAGGCAAGCGAAAGAGGAUGAGCUUAAGAAAAAAGAGGAAGAGGAACAGAAGCGUCAGGAGAAUGAGAUAGCCUUCCGAUCAUGGCUUAUGAGGAAGAGAGAACAGCUGCUGGAGGAGAGGAGAGUUCAGAAAGCCCAGGAAAUGGAAAGGAUGAACUGCAGGAGAGACUGUGGUGACCCAGAGGAGGCCUUUAAUAAUUGGCUCCAGAAAAAACAGGAACAGCAGUUCAUAGACAAGCAGAUAGAGGAGAUGAAGAGACUGGAAAAGGAGAGCGGCUUUUGCCUGCACAGCCGAGAGGAGAGUGAGAAGGCCUUUAGACAGUGGCUGAAACGAAAGCGUACAGAGAAAAGAGCAGAACAACAGGCAGCUCGAGAGCGCUCGCGCAGACUCAUGCUGGAAGAGCGCAGAGCAAGACGCAUGCAUGACCUCCACUGCACUGUCAAUGAGAUCAAACCCUUCCGAUUCAGUGACCCCUAUGGAUACCGCUACUGAUCACUUCAUAAUAUACACACGUGACCAUUGUUACAAUCAGGAUCUGAACUGAAGGUCCUCCAGUUCAGCAAUCACUGUGGUCACUGCUUCAAGAGACACCUAUUCAUCUGUAUCAAUGGUUACUGUUCUAUUGAACUUCUCAAAGUUCUGUUGUCUCAUCUCCAUGAUACAGUGGAUGAAAGAACACAACAGGAGAUCUCUUUUAUUAAUUUUCCAUUCAUCCUUUUUCAAUAUACAGAGAUCAAACAGGUGCUUGAGUGGAUAUCCCUGUUCCAACAGCUUUAGGCACUUCAAAUAAUUGCUACUCCAAGAUGAUUUAAUGGAGUUUUGCGUAACUGCUGAAUCACCAGAUAUUCUCAUUUUUUUGUUUAGCUGGCCAUCCUGUAGUGUGCUACACAGCUACUGCAGUCUGCAGGAACAAUAUUAAUGCAGCAGUUCAGGCCCAAAGCUACAGAUCAAUGAUCUGUAUGUGGGCAGUUGACAUAAAAUGCUUUGGAAAAUGUUUAUACUUGAUCUAAAACUAUUUUAAACAGCAUUUCUUUAAUC